UCUCUCUAUCUCUGUCUAGGGUUUUAUUCCUUCAGCUGCCGAAAGAAAUGAGCUUGUUCUUAAGAUUAAGGCAUCGUUUGCCUAAUGGGUUUCAAUGUAGGCCUCGGAUUGUCACUCUCGAUACCUCCGGUUCAAUCAGAUUAUCCCGAAAAUUUAGCCAGCCUGCAAAGCUAGAACAAGAUGACGAGGAAGAAGAGGUUGAGAUUGAUCAAAGAAGACUUCCGGCUGACUAUGAUCCUUCUAAUUUCGAUCCUACCGAGCAUCGUAGUCCUCCAACUGAGCGUGUUUGGAGACUCGUUGAUGAAAUCUCCGCCCUCACUCUGUCUGAAAUCGCCGAGUUAGGCUCUAUUAUAAUGAAGAAACGCGGAAUAACUGAGCCGCCCACUGUGGGGGUCAUGAAGGCUGCUGCCGCUGCUGGGUUGACAAUGAAGGCGGCUGGUGGUGGCGGCGCGGCGGCUUCUAAGGAGGAGAAAAAGCCAGAUAAGACUGUUUUUGAAUUGAAAUUGGAGUCGUAUGAUGCUGCUUCAAAGAUUAAAGUAAUAAAGGAGGUUAGGAGUUUUACUGAUUUGGGUCUCAAGGAAGCUAAAGACUUGAUUGAGAAGACUCCCUCCGUCUUGAAGAAGGGUGUCUCCAAGGAAGAAGGUGAACAGAUAAUUGAGAAGAUGAAGGCUCUUGGUGCCAAAGUUGUAAUGGAAUGAGCAGUAGAGGUACUUUUGGUUUUCAUGGAUAUCUACUUGUUGAUUCGAAAUGGAGACUACUACUACUUUGCAUGCUUGCAGAUUCUUACCGGCUUAAGUUUGAACUUGGGAUUGCUUGAAUCUUAACUCUGUUGAUGUUUUGAUCAUAUCAAGUGGGAAUCGGAAUUCACUUCA
Messenger RNA from Hibiscus syriacus, 872 nucleotides. Its product is annotated as 50S ribosomal protein L7/L12. Lineage: Eukaryota; Viridiplantae; Streptophyta; Magnoliopsida; Malvales; Malvaceae. The transcript has a single exon. The record is from RefSeq and is a predicted model, not a curated record. Gene Ontology annotation, biological process: translation. Gene Ontology annotation, molecular function: structural constituent of ribosome. Gene Ontology annotation, cellular component: ribosome. The coding region runs from base 48 to 698 and encodes 216 amino acids.